Molecule: messenger RNA, 1021 nt
Organism: Fomitopsis serialis
Lineage: Eukaryota; Fungi; Basidiomycota; Agaricomycetes; Polyporales; Fomitopsidaceae
Exons: 2
Coding region: 118-813 (231 amino acids)
Source: RefSeq, a predicted model, not a curated record
UCCGUGACUUCACGUGUUUCAUCUCCGCACUUCGAAGCCUCCGUACCUGACCUUGAUCAGGACGCACCUGGGACAGCAGCCGUGAAUCCUGUCCUGCCGCCACAUGGCAGCAAGGUGAUGUUGCGUUAUCUUCGCGCCGAGCACUUGCUCUCGGAGGACAGUGCUUUCGCCGCGUUGUUGACGUGGCUCGCGCUCACUCCGAGCGCGCAGACGGUGCAGGUCCUGCAGAUCAUCCCGCAGGCAAUGAUGUUGCAGACGUCUUUCCAUGCACCCAUCAAUAAUUUGCUUGAGCCUCUGGGCGCAUGUGUGACGGAUCUAGACAUACCUGUACUUCUGCAUGACAUAGAUCCCGCGUCACCUCCCGGCUUAUCUUUCAACAAUCAGUUAAAGACACUCGUCCUACGGCAUACGUUCCGAGAGGAGUGGGAGAUAGCGUGGGCGAGGAUAGCGAUGACGCUGAGUUGUAUCGCGUCCCUCUCCCUCCGGAGUAUAGAGCUGGUGUUCGCCAUCUUCCGGGCGACCGGCCCUGCCGGUGGAGGCACCAUGGACCUCGCGGACUCCAACGUCAAUUGGGAGCCGAUUAACGACGUUAUUAGCACCAAGCAUUUCGGUGCGCUGGAGAAAGCCUCGGUGACGCUGGACUGGCAUGUCAUGGACACCAUACCACCCGGAGAUGUCGAACGCUUCCGGGAUAUGAUUGAGGAGGGGUUAAAGCAACUAGACUGGCACAGACGAGGCCUCCUCACGAUCACGCAUCACAACCACACCUGGUCCCCGCCCUCGGAGCCCGAGCCGGGGCGUGUUCAGCAGUGAGCUGUGUUGUUCGUGCGGAAGCUAGGACAUGUGGACAAGGACAGUGUAGUACCGAAUCAUGUGUCGCGUCUUCGUCACGUCUGCUGUAGGGCCUCGUCAACUCUAGCUGUUCAUCGAAGGGACUGAUCUACCAGAUAGGCAGCUUUUGUGCGUAUCUGUGGCUGUGAUGCGCAAUAACUGAAUGCUCUUGUUAUCUGCACAUAGAAUG